Neurospora tetraspora is the source of this 1026-nucleotide messenger RNA. RefSeq lists its product as uncharacterized. The record is from RefSeq and is a predicted model, not a curated record. The coding region runs from base 1 to 1026 and encodes 341 amino acids. Gene Ontology annotation, cellular component: intracellular anatomical structure. The transcript is spliced from 2 exons. Gene Ontology annotation, molecular function: oxidoreductase activity, acting on NAD(P)H, oxygen as acceptor. Lineage: Eukaryota; Fungi; Ascomycota; Sordariomycetes; Sordariales; Sordariaceae.
AUGACCAGACUUACCACAAAGGCCUUCGCGACCCUCAGGGCCACCAUGGUCCCCAAGUCAACCUCCCGCCUGACUCCCAGACUCACCAGCACCACUUUCCUCCAGCACCAACACCGAACCGUCAUCCCCCAAGCCAUCACCCCCCUCACUCACACCCGCUCCCUCCACCAAACCCCCUUCCGCCCCCUUCCCGCAUCCGAGCCCUUCAAGCUCGACCGCACCAAGCGCCUCCCCGAGUUCUUCUCCCUCCAAGACAAAGUAAUCCUCAUCUCCGGCGGCGGGCGUGGCGUCGGCCUCACCCAAGCGGAAGCCGUUCUCGAAGCCGGCGCGCGCGUGCACGUCGUCGACAUUCUCCCGGACCCUUCCACCGACCCCGACUCUCCCUUCUCCGCCGUUGCCAAGCGCGCCGCCGAGGAAUUGGGGUCCAGCAUUACUUAUCACCGUGUUGACGUGCGUAAUCAGCAGGCGUUGAAUGAAGUUGUGCAGAGUAUUGCCAAGAAGGAGGGCAGGAUGGAUGGGUUGAUUGCUGCGGCGGGCAUUCAGCAGGAGACGUCCGCGCUGGAGUAUAGUAGGGAGGAUGCGGAUAAGAUGAUGGGGGUUAAUGUCACGGGGGUGUUUAUGACGGCGCAGGCGGUGGCGAGGGUGAUGGUUGAGAAUGGGUGGACGGGGAGUAUGGUGCUGAUUGGGAGCAUGAGUGGGACGGUGGCUAAUCGGGGGUUAAUUUGCCCUGCCUACAACGCCUCCAAAGCCGCCGUCAUCCAGCUCGGCCGCAACCUCGCCGCCGAGUGGGGUGAGCACGGCAUCCGCGUCAACACGCUUUCGCCGGGCUACAUCGUGACUGCCAUGACGGCCGGCCUCUUCGAAGCAUUUCCCGAGCGCCGGACCGCUUGGCCCGAUGCCAAUAUGCUCAAGAGGCUCAGUUACCCGGAGGAGUACCGCGGCGCGGCAAUUUUCUUGCUCAGUGAUGCGAGCAGCUUCAUGACGGGCUCGGAUCUGAGAAUUGAUGGGGGGCAUUGUGCCUGGUAA